This is a messenger RNA of Rhinocladiella mackenziei CBS 650.93, 447 nucleotides long. RefSeq lists its product as uncharacterized. The transcript has 2 exons. Bases 1 to 447 code for a protein of 148 amino acids. Lineage: Eukaryota; Fungi; Ascomycota; Eurotiomycetes; Chaetothyriales; Herpotrichiellaceae. The record is from RefSeq and is a predicted model, not a curated record.
AUGAGGCCUUUGGCAUCCCUAAGAACCAGGUUCAUAGAAGCAUGGACCUUGUCCGUAAACUUUGGUCGAUUUGUGGAAAUUGGCAAAAAGGACGCUUUCCCGAACAACAACUUGCCAAUGAGGCCCUUUGACAGCAAUAUGACUUUCAGCGGUGUCGACCUUCGCGAACUCUUCAAGCGUCGGCCGGAAGACCGGAAAGAGACCAUUUCCGAGGUUGUCAGUCUGUUUCAGCGCAAUGUCAUUGUGCCCAUCAAGCCCGUGGCCGUGCUACCAAUCUCUCAGUCUGCGACGGGUCUGUGCAAGCUCAGGUCUGGUGAGAACAUGGUGAUCGAGAAUGGAGCCCACAAUGUCAUCGUGCUUGGUCGCCGCGCUGCUUCUGGUCCCGAGGUCCAAAAGCUGUUGAAUCAAGAUCAGUACACCGACGUUCGCGUGAGGGCUCCCGUAUAG